UGCUAAUGCUGAAAACACGGACGCCCGUAAGAGACAAAGAACUUGUUAUGUGGCUUCCUGGAUCACGUGUCUGAUAGUUCGAUAUCAGCGAGCCCGGACCCCGAUAACGCAGGAGAAUGAGAUAACAGUUUGGGAAGCACAAUCCGUUAGCCCAUCCCAUCUCAGUGGGGUCCCAGCGUUUCGGAACGCACAGACAGGUGUGUGUUCUUCUCUGUGGAUUUUGUCCCAAGCUGCCACUUCUGUUCUGUCUGUAGCCACUGCAGACCUCACACGCAGGCCGGUCAGUUAUUCAUUUGGAGGUUGUGGAAGGUGGGGGGGGGGGCAAUUAAUGAAGACAGAAUAUAAGGGAAGAGAGAAAGAGUGAAAGGGAGAGAAUGAGAGAGGGAAUGUGGAAGGGUAGAAUGAGAGAGAAAGAGUGAAAGGGAGAGAAUGAGAGAGAAAGAGUGAAAGGGAGAGAAUGAGAGAGGGAAUGUGAAAGGGAGAAAAAAAGUAAUUCUUCUUCAUGUUCACUGUUUUUGUUUCCGUGUGAGCGCCAGCGUCCUCUGUAGACAGAGUGUGGCAGGGUAGCAGUUGUUAGGUACAGUUGCUGAGGCCCUGCUGUGUUAGGUACAGUCACUGAGGCACUGCUGUGUUAGGUACAGUUGCUGAGGCCCUGCUGUGUUAGGUACAGUCACUGAGGCACUGCUGUGUUAGGUACAGUUGCUGAGGCCCUGCUGUGUUAGGUACAGUCACUGAGGCCCUGCUGUGUUAGGUACAGUCACUGAGGCACUGCUGUGUUAGGUACAGUCCCUGCCUGUGCAGGAUGUUAGGUACAGCCCCUGCGUGUGCAGGAUGUUAGGUACAGUCCCUGCCUGUGCAGGAUGUUAGGUACAGUCGCCCAGGCCCUGCUGUGUGCAGAAUGUUAGGUACAGUCGCUCAGGCCCUGCUGUGUGCAGAAUGUUAGGUACAGUCGCUCAGGCCCUGCUGUGUGCAGAAUGUUAGGUACAGUCUCUGCCUGUGCUUACACAUACAGUAGGUUUAUAUUGAGCCGUGGCUCUGUAGAAAGGAAAGAUUGUUAAAGGGCGUGUGUCUGGAAUAUAGCUCCAUAAAAUGCCUUUGAAAAUGCCCUAUUGAAAAAGUCUUAUCUCUGCCAUAAAACUGAGUUUGACUAUUGUUUUGUGAGCCUAUUCUCAGCCUGUCCCCUCUCACUGUGUGAAGUUCAUACAACUCCCCCCAAACUCUGAGUUAAUCAUUAACCCUUUGUUAUAUAUAUACUCUGAUUUUUAUCUUGCUCACUCUCUUAAUACAGUACAGUAGAAUUGCUAAUUAUCUGCUGAAAGGUGGUCUACCUCUUUUUACGGGUACCUGUGCUGUCUCUGAUAUUCUGUGUUUCUGGUCCCUGUGCUGUCUCUGAUAUCCUGUGUUUUUGGUGCCUGUGCCGUUGGAGUAAGUGAAUCAUGGUGGUGGAGGUUUUUAAGUGCCUGUGGAGGUAUCGGAAUUACCUCAUCAUCUUCCUCACUCCCCUGCUCAUCCUGCCCCUGCCACUGGUCAUCCAAACUUCGGAGGCUAACUGUGGCUUUGUGAUCAUCCUGAUGGCUCUGUACUGGUGUACAGAGUGCAUCCCUCUGGCUGUGACUGCCCUGCUGCCCGUCAUCCUCUUCCCCAUGAUGAAGAUCAUGGAGUCCGGAGAUGUGUGUGUGCAGUACCUGAAGGACUCCAACAUGCUGUUCAUCGGCGGGCUGCUGGUGGCCAUCGCGGUGGAGCACUGGAACCUGCACAAGCGCAUCGCCCUGCGAGUGCUGCUCAUCGUGGGAGUGAAGCCUGCGCUGCUGAUGAUGGGGUUCAUGAUCACCACCGCCUUCCUCUCCAUGUGGAUCAGCAACACGGCCUCCACCGCCAUGAUGCUGCCCAUCGCCCAGGCCGUGCUGGAUCAGCUGGCCCGCACCGAGGAGGCCCAGGAGCUGGAGCGCCCGGUGGGCGCUGGCGCGGACAACGAGGGCUUCCAGAUGGGCGACGUCAAGGACAGCCCCACCAAGGAACCCGUGGGCGACGAGGAGUGGAGCAGCAGUGUGGUGGAGCAGCGGAGGCUGAGGCUGGCGCAGAAGUACCUGAAUCUGUCCAAGGGGAUGAGUCUGAGCGUGUGCUACGCUGCCAGCAUCGGGGGCACCGCCACCCUCACCGGCACCACCCCAAACCUCAUCCUGAAGGGCCAGAUGGAUGCGAUUUACCCAGGUAACGGAGGUAUAAUAAACUUCGCCAGCUGGUUUGGGUUCUCCUUCCCGAAUAUGCUGCUGAUGUUAGUCCUCUCCUGGUUCUGGCUGCAGUUCAUGUAUCUGGGACUGAACUUUAAGCAGACAUUUGGCUGCGGGUCGAAGGACAAAGGGGACAAGGAGGCGUACCAGGUGAUGAAGAACGAGUACAAGCGCCUCGGAGACAUCAGCUACGCCGAAGGCUCCGUCCUCGUCAUCUUCGUCCUGCUGGUGGUCCUGUGGUUCACCCGGGAGCCGGGAUUCAUGCCGGGCUGGGCCACCGUGCUGUUCAACCAGGAGAAGCCGUACGUGACGGACGGCACGGUGGCCAUCUUGAUGUCCACUCUGUUCUUCCUGCUUCCGGCGCGACUGCCGAGCUGUUUCAGCAGAGAUGCUGAGGGUUCCAGGAAGGCCCCGCCUACCCUGCUGGACUGGGACGUGGUCCAUGAGAAGAUGCCCUGGAACAUCAUCCUGCUGCUGGGCGGGGGCUUCGCCCUGGCCCGGGGCAGUGAGACGUCCGGGCUCUCUGAGUGGUUGGGGAACAGUCUGGCUCCGCUGAAGAGCAUCCCCCCAUUCGCCAUCUCUCUGCUGCUCUGCCUGCUGGUGGGAACCUUCACCGAGUGCUCCAGCAACACCGCCACCACCACCCUGUUCCUGCCUAUCCUCGCCUCUAUGGCCACUGCCAUCAAGCUCCACCCUCUCUACGUCAUGCUGCCCUGCACCAUCUGCGCCUCGCUGGCCUUCAUGCUUCCCGUGGCCACGCCGCCCAACGCCAUCGCCUUCUCCUACGGAAACCUCAAGGUCAUGGACAUGGCCAAGGCUGGCUUCAUGCUCAACAUCAUCGGUGUCCUGACCAUCAACUUUGCCCUGAACACCUGGGGAACCGCCAUGUUUCAGCUGGACACCUUUCCUGACUGGGCCAACGCCACAGAAAAAAACUAAUAUAGGAGAGAGAGAGAGAGAGAGAGAGAGAGAGAGAGAGAGACAGACAGAGGGGGGAGGGAGAUGGGGGAAGAGAGGUACUGAGAGAGUGUUGGAGGGAGGGAGGAAAGGAGAGAGCGAUGGACGGAGGGAGAGAGUUAAAUACUCAUAAUGGGUCUGGGUUGGGCCUCUUGUUAUUUUACACUCACGCCCAAACCUUCCCCCCACAGGGGCCUCUGGUCAGUUUGCAGGUACGAGUGCGUCCCCCUGGGAGGGGGCGGAGCUUGGAUAAUUAAUGUCCUGGUGAGUUUGAUUACUUUUGCGCACACAGCAGACCGGUAGCAUUUGAUCCUUUUUUUUGGAUUGCAAACACUGUUCCUCAAGGACAGCAAAGCCUGUUUCAUCCUCUGUGUGUUUCCUAAUAACUGUUUUUAAAUUAUAGACCUAUGGCAGAAGAACUAUGAAGACCGUACAUAUUUAGGUGUAUAUAUUAUUUUUAAAGGAUAAUACAGUUAGCAGCACAUUUUGGUACUGUGAAAGCGGAUGAUAUGCUGCUGGCUGUCAGUGCUGUACUUGUAAAAUGUUUCUUUUUAUCGUUGUUUAAAUAGUGUUUAUAUAUUAGUUGUACUGAAGUACAGUGAAAAUAAAUGCUUAACUUCACAGUU
Molecule: messenger RNA, 3814 nt
Organism: Anguilla rostrata (American eel)
Lineage: Eukaryota; Metazoa; Chordata; Actinopteri; Anguilliformes; Anguillidae
Product: solute carrier family 13 member 2-like
Exons: 12
Coding region: 1437-3170 (577 amino acids)
Biological process (GO): transmembrane transport
Cellular component (GO): membrane
Molecular function (GO): transmembrane transporter activity
Source: RefSeq, a predicted model, not a curated record